Molecule: messenger RNA, 1587 nt
Organism: Ordospora pajunii
Lineage: Eukaryota; Fungi; Microsporidia; Ordosporidae
Product: ATP-dependent RNA helicase
Exons: 1
Coding region: 1-1587 (528 amino acids)
Molecular function (GO): ATP binding; RNA helicase activity; RNA binding
Source: RefSeq, a predicted model, not a curated record
AUGCAUGUGUUUUUUUAUCCCAUGGAUUCUGAAUCGUAUAGAGAAGAAGAUCAUAUGCAACCAGGAAGCAGAGGAAACAGGAAUGUGGAUGGCAAAGAUGUGGGAAGGAGGCUUUUGUGGGCAAGCCGAAGCAGUUUAGACAGACCGGCUCGAAAGGAAAAAGGAAGCAGUCUGAAUAAGAAAGAUGCAAUAAGCACGAGAGAGAAGAUUGCAGCAGAUGCAGAGAGCGUGGGCAAGUCUAUGAAUGCUUCUGUAAGCAGUACAACGGUAGAAGAUGUGCAGAGGAGUGUAAGGAUGCCUGGAGUGAUUGAGAUUGUUGACCAAGGAAACAGGGUGAAGAUGAAUGAGGAUGUAAGGACACUGGAGUCCUUCCGAGAUCUUUCGUCUAAGUUUCUUUCGAAGGCUCUUGAGAAGGAGUACACACAGCCCACGAUUAUACAGAAGUAUUGCAUUCCGUCGAUAUCUGAAGGAAGGAAUUUGCUAUGCAGAGCGCCUACAGGGAUGGGGAAAACAAUGUGUUUUCUUAUUCCAAUUAUUGAAAGGCUUGAGAAGUGUAAUAAGCCGCAGGCAUGCAUUGUGUCGCCAACAAGAGAGCUGUGUGAGCAGAUUCGUGUUGAGGCGUCACGGCUGGUUGGCAAUACCAGCAUCCGAGUGGUAUCGAUAUAUGGCAAGAAGCAUGAUCUGCCGAGCUACUAUGGAGUUGAUAUUGUUGUUGCAACGCCAGGUAGGCUAAUAGACUUGCUACAAAGGAAGAAGAUAGACUUUUCUGGAGUCAGGAUGCUGGUGUUUGAUGAAGCAGACAAGCUGCUUGACAUGGGGUUUGAGGUAUCUACAAGAGAGAUACAUGGAUAUGUUCCACAGGGAGUGCAAGUAUGUCUUUUUAGUGCGACUUAUUCGGCAAAGCUCACUAGGAUGAUAAACUACUUUUUGCCUGGAGACAAGGUGUCUAUUGAGAUGGUUUCCGAGACGCUGAGGAACAUCAAGCAGGAGAUCGUAGAGGUUGGCAGCAAGGACGAGAGGCUUGUGAAGAUCCUGAGCAGCCCAGAGAUCAAUUUUGAAAGAACAUCGUGGAGAACAGAUGCACGGCCGGACAAGGUGCUUAUAUUUGUCGAGAGAAAGGCAUCAUGUGCAGAUGUAGAGAAGUAUCUGAAGCGCCGAGGGUUUCAGUGUGUGUCUUUGCACGGAGACAAGGAGCAGGCAGAACGGAACGCCGCUCUGCAAGGCUUCCGUGAUGGCAGGUAUCCUGUACUGAUUGCAACAUCGAUUGCAGCAAGGGGAAUUGAUGUCAAGGACAUAAAGCUUGUGAUAAACUAUGACAUUCCGAAGGACAUUAAGGAGUACAUACACAGAAUAGGCCGCACUGGACGAGAGGGAAAGGCAGGAAAGUCGAUUUCUUUCUACGACAAGAGCGUGUCGAAUGAGUUUAGGAGUGCACUGAUUGAGAUUCUGAAGGAGUCGGGCAAUGAAGUGCCGAGAUUUUUAGAGGGGGCUUCUCCAUCGGAAGACUUUGAUGCAAUGAUCAACAGGCUGAAAGUCAGUGCAGAUAAGGAAGUAUCUGAAGACGAGACUAUUGGGCUGUGGGGAUGA